AUGGCAGUGCAGAGACAAACUGCAGCGUCAAGAUCUGCGAUGCCGGAAAGGAGGGAACAACAUGGUGUCUCGGAUGGGUUUCCGAUGACUAUGGGGAGAAGGUUGUUGAGCAAGUUAGCACACACACCCAAUUUUAGAGUGUCUAUUGGGCAAGUGGCUUUAGGAGGGGUUGAAGGUGUUGGAGGAUUUGAAGGUGUUGAAGGUGUUGGAGGUGUUGAAGGUUUUGUUGGUGUUGGAGGUGUUGAAGGUUUUGUAGGGGUUGGAGGUUUUGAAGGUGUUGGAGGUGUUGAAGGUUUUGAAGGUGUUGGAGGUGUUGAAGGUUUUGUAGGGGUUGGAGGUUUUGAAGGUGUUGGAGGUUUUGGUGGUGAUGUACAAUGGCAUCCCGGUGAUGUUGGAGGUUUUGGUGGAGGUGGGCAAUCUUUUGCCGUAUUAGUGGAGGAUACCAGAGUGAAGAAAAGAAGGUUGAUCGUAAGGAGAAAAGUUGUGGUUGCCAAAGCUCUUGAAGCCAUUUUUAAUGGUUUUGCUUCUUAUAGUUGGAAAGUGUAG
Lactuca virosa is the source of this 546-nucleotide messenger RNA. NCBI's taxonomy places the organism in Eukaryota, Viridiplantae, Streptophyta, Magnoliopsida, Asterales, Asteraceae. The record is from the annotation of a GenBank genome assembly.